AUGGAUGACAGUGUCUCCCCCAAUUCUUCUGGCGACUCGACGCCUUCUUAUGACAAUGGCUGCCAUGGCUCCCCCGAGCGAGGAUAUCCGAUCGCUACCACCAUCGCGGAACUGUCUCAGCAUUUCGACCAGCACACCCUCACGCCACGGCGGCCGAGCGUAUGCGUAGAGGGAUCAAUACCACAUGCGCGCGAGCUAAACCCGCCCCACCGUUUGCCAAACAGCUUCUCGGAUCGAGUCUGCCGUCGACGGCAGAGCCUCAACCGUCUUCAAUGCUCCUCCGACCACCUCUCACGCAUAUCGGCACUCGUUGAAGAAAUGGUGCAGACCGGACAGCCAUUAUACGAACCCACCCAUCCUGCCGCCCUGCUCGAUGACUCCACUUCCCCAUCGCUCUCCCCCGAAGUGAUUCCGCCCAUGGCAUCCUACUUCAACAUUUCUGCUUCAAGACCCUCCUCCUCCUCCAGCGCCAAUUGCGAUCCGCGAUUACCACAGCAUUCUCUACGACGUUCACAGUCAUAUAAGAUCGAGAAGGAUUUGAGACACAGUGCGUCAAGGGAAGGGAUUGGGAAGCAUAUGGUGAAGAAGAAGAUCAGGAUGCGGAAGAGCUUGAAGAUGCUGGAGAGUGGGGGAAAGAGAUCGUACUCGACCCCAUCUUAUGCUAAAACAAUAGACCGAGCUGUCCAUGUGAAAAUCUACCCCAGGCCGCGGGAUCUGGCUGAAAGUAGAGGAGUACUGCGGGUACUCCAGCAGUAUGGCGACGUUGUCAUGUACAAGAAUCUCAAGUGGUGGCAGCAUGAACCCGACCACCCCGCCCCCAAUACCGCUUUCGCAGUAUAUCAGAAUACGGAUUCCGCGCAGAGUAUUAUCAAUGCUAGUCCGUUGCGCUUCGAAUCGGGAAGGGCUGACUUCAGCUCGUCCGUGUCGCAAUUCAUGCCAUCAACACCGCCUUCAGCCGAGGCAAAGGAGGACAGUGGUCCAACUCCCCAAGAAGAGUCUAAUCAUGCCCAAGAAGAAUUUGAUGAAGUCAACACCGCCCGGCAGCGGCCAAAUGACGCUUCAGGUAGAGGAACGACCUUUACAGGCUUGAGUGGGACGGUUCGAUGGGGUGCUAUGCGCUCAUUCCCCAGCACCGACGAAGCAGCGACACGCCCGUCUCUCUCGCAACCUCCCAAGACCUUCACCCCCAAUCCUACUCCUCUCAAGGCCUCUUCUGCCGACCUCCCAAACCCUCCCUCGGGUAUCCAACCGACCACGGCAUCCUCAUACACUCCGCGCGAAUUCCAUCUCAUAAUCGAGCGCUCUAUUAUGAAUCACCAUCUCUACAUCCAACGACAGCACUACUAUGCUGGCUUUACUCUAGACCUGAAGGGUGCGAUGGGGGACGAUUUGGAGGGAAGGGUGCCUGUAGCUGGUAUGGCGGACUGCCAGCUUGGAAAGCCGGAGGUACCGUUGAGGAUACGGAUGAAGCAGCGGGAAAAGAAUGAUAACAUGGGUUGGACGAGCCUGGGGAGCCUGUGGAAGGAAGGGGAGAGGGCGAGGGAGAGGGAGAGGGAGGGGAAACCGGCUGAGGAUGUCGGUGUUGACGAUGGAGUUCGUGAAUUCGCUCCCUUGACAUGA
Molecule: messenger RNA, 1620 nt
Organism: Letharia lupina
Lineage: Eukaryota; Fungi; Ascomycota; Lecanoromycetes; Lecanorales; Parmeliaceae
Exons: 3
Coding region: 1-1620 (539 amino acids)
Source: RefSeq, a predicted model, not a curated record